UACACGGAAAAUGAAAACUUCAUCUGGGCCGUGUCCAGCUCGACCUCCCUCUAUCUCGUCUUCGCCAAGGCGGAGACGUUCCCGCUGACCUACGGCCGCUUCGAGGGCCUGUCCGUGCCCAUCCCCAAAUACACGGAUCGGAUCCUCAAGGUUCGCUAUGACUAUGAGAUAUGCCAGUCGCGUGGCAUGGACCACAAGAGCGAUCUCGUGCUGCCGUGGUCUUCCGUGACUCGACUG
Lymnaea stagnalis (great pond snail) is the source of this 237-nucleotide messenger RNA. NCBI's taxonomy places the organism in Eukaryota, Metazoa, Mollusca, Gastropoda, Lymnaeidae. The record is from the annotation of a GenBank genome assembly.